CCGGGAAUUACCGUAUCAACGCACCUUGGGCCCGUUGUGAACGCUGCGUACCGUGCUGCACUGUCAGGAAAAAGUCGAUAGCAACUGACGUCAUCCAUGGCCGGCUGAUGUCAAAAGAAACCAGUGUACUUGGCUGUAGGUGGUCUAUGUAUGAAACAUCCAGCGAAAUGAUACACUUUUCUUGACUCAGGUGGCAGAGAACACUAACAUCUGUACCCGCUGAGCCUAGUCCCUCCCCCUGUUAGAGCAUAGAGCAGUUUCAACUCUUGGCGUAAUGUCAGAUCGUCUGGUCGGAAACAUGACCGCUGUCACAGGUCCUUCAGCCGAACUGGACUGCGGACAUGAUCAUUCAAUGAACUUGUUGGGGGAAAUGCUGCAUGAAAACAUGGAUGAGCAGCUGCUGGCAGCUAUCUCAGGACAAAAUAAACUCAAUAUUUAUGAGCUCAUUCGAAAACUUCAACUUCGCAACAAGGAGUCGGACACAGUAAGAGCUCGUCAACAGUUGAACGGAUCUGACGUCAGCGAGGCCAACACUGGAUUCACUGCUAAAAGAGAUUGCCCAAAAACUCUACCCGAUGUCUAUAUAUCUCAAGAAGCUCUUCAGCGCUUGUCCACUCAAGAGGAGCUACUCCCUAACCCACAAGCCAGUUCAACUUGUGUGGAUCCUGAAAGUUUUCGACCAGCGGUUAAAAAACGAACCAUCAAAGCCAAUGAAAAAUUAGACAAUAGCUCCACAAAACGCGUUACUUCUGCUGGGGAUGUUCAAGGCCAGGAAAAACCCAAGAUUAACACCGAACCAUUUCUGGAGAUGAACGUUAGUCAAAUAGAAGAUUGUCUAAUGGAAGACACUAAAUCAUUCCUCCAUGGUAAUAGCGAAGAUUCUGGGUGUUUUUCUUGUGAUUCCAAACGGAAAUGCAAUCUCUCAGAGCAGCACGGAGUAGUCGAUGAUAACAAUGUAAAGCACAAAGUUGACACGUGUGGCGCGUGCAGACAAGAUAUGCCAGUCAAUCAAAACGGCUUGUGCAAAAAUUGCUGGAACAAAAUCAAAAUGGAACACAGGGAUGAACUCGGCGGUACUCUGGGUGAUUUUAAAGCUUACGCAAAGUGCAUCGCUCAUAGUGUUAGAAAAAUUUUAGAUUUAAAGCCAGCAAAGCCCGAAAGUGAGGAAGUAGCUAUGGAGGAAAAUACCAGCGAAACGGGGCAGAUAACCAAAGCCAACGUGUUACACCGUUAUCCUACCGACAUCUCGCCAGCGUCUGAGUAUAAAGUUGCACUCCCUGCACGCAGUCUAACACUCGAUGGAGUGUCUCCUUUUUCUCGCGAAGUCCAGAAGCUAUCAGCUCACUCCGCGGGCGAACAUUUCACCGGCGCAGCAGAAGCGGAACUCGCAGAGAGGAAGAAACUGCCGAGAACAAAAAGCGUAAAGAAAGCGGAAGUGAAUAGCGGCGAGACCGCCACGGUCAAGGUUGCACGACGUAAACUAAAACAUGGAACGGAAAGAUCGAAAACGGAAGUUGAUAUGAAGCAAUAUGAGGAACAUCAGAAACAAAAUAGAAAACCCAAUGAAAAUAAUCAGCCUCUUUCUCAAACUUCCGUUGAGGGAACACCAGUUGAUCCACCUUCAGAAAGAAACAUCAAAAGUCGCCUAAUGCCUUACAGCAGAAGUGUGACGUCACCACUGAAGACCACACGGUAUAAGAACGCCCAAAUCCAUGAUCUACACGACAGUAAAUCUGCGACCAAGUUAGCCAAGAGGUCAUCCAAUUUACGAAAAGGAAAGGUUAAUUUGUCAUUAGCAGACGUGAGAGCGGACGAGGUCAGUAAGGUCGAUACCAGACGUCGAGCCACGUCCUAUGACGUAGUAGCGAUGUCAAGCCCGCGAUAUAAUGAUUUGGAUAGUGGUGAAGAAAGACCAGUACGCAGACCGAAACAGGUUUCUACUUCCGUACCAGUGAAGCCUUUGCCUAAAGCAAGGACCAAACUCCCCGUCAAGCAGACAGUCUCAUCACCCACAUCAGAACAAAUCUACAGUGGCGUCACAUUCAGGCAAGCCUCCAAGCCUGCUGAAGCACCGAUCCCGGCUCCUCGAACCGAUAAAAAAAUGAUCCCAGUUUCAGAAAAGGAAGAUAUCUAUUGUAAGGGGGUUCAACAUUUACCCGUUGCUUUAGAGUGUCAGUUGAAGACAUUGCCAGUGGCGCCGACUGUAUUGAAAGAACCAGUCAUUAGUAAGAGUUCGUGCCAGUACUUCCAUCCCCUGGAAACUCUUUCCUCGGUUAGAGACCGCGCUCAUGAAAGUAAGCCUUCUACCCAAGUGAGGAGUAGCCAUUCAGAUGACGCUUUGCUCAGGACUCAAGCAGACGUGUACUAUACAAAGAAGGGAGUGAAUGGAGAAACGGAUGUCGAUACGGGACUUGUUCAUCAUUUCUCCAAGAGACAAGCCGCAAGAAGUCACGUGCUGCCGUACUACGAUUUCCCGUCUGGCCAAAAUAUUUACACUAUGAGUGGCGACGUCACAAUUUCUAGCAGCUCCAAUAGCGGCACCAGCUUGAAGAGUGAGGUCAGCGACGUCUACACUGGAGGCUUCCUCAAAGAAGAGCCAAUCUACGAACACGAAAGCAACGGGGAUAACAGCUCGGUCAGUUCCGUUGGUCCGAUUUACUUUGAACCAACUUACGACGCUCCAAAACACGAAGCAAGUGACCAAGACAUCUACACCGGAGCAGUGUUCAGCACCAACCGAAACGCCAACGGCAGCAUGAACAACUCCACUCGCCCUUUACUUAACAGGGUGUCUCGGUGCACCAGGGGAAAGCCCAGAAUAGAUCGAGUGUUAGACCGCAACAUGGAAAUCACUGGCGUCCUUCAGCACAAGAUCAGAGCACACGCCUAUCAGCAGGAAGAGCUCAACCGUUCCAAUAAUAGCAACCAAGCCCCCUACUAUGACUUCAAAGGAGAGGAAAUCCCACAGCCCACUCCAAAAAUCACUUUAAGUGAUAGCUCUUCAUACACAGGAUUCACGUUUCGUUAUCAAAAACAGCCAUCUCCCCAGCCCAAGAAAGAUUUUCAAAAGAAUAUUGACUUCUCCAAGUAUGAAAUACAAGAAACAGCCAACACGGGUUUCUUCUUCCAAUCUCCUAAGAAAAUCGAAUCCGAUGAAAUCUGGUAUAGAGGCCCAUACCUGGCAAAACACCCCCCACCUUCAACACUGGCACAGCAAGUAGAAUAUCCCACUGUCACCAAGCUCUCGCCGGCCCAGGAUGACGACGACUGCUAUACAAACAUCAUUUGUCCUAAAUUUAGAAACAGCAACAACAACGCUACAGACGAUGGUAGCAGUGACCUCAACAAUAACCACCUGUAUAGUGAUGACUACACCUCUGACCCUUCAGAUGCCAAAGCUGCCACAGGAAGUGGCUUUUACGAAGAGGCCUCUUCUAAAUUUGCACCCCAAAACAAUUUUUUUCUCAAGUCUGGAGUAAACGCCCCCCAAUCCCCACCUAACGUCUUCAGUGAUCGAAGUUAUUCUGAAUCCCCUUCUAAGAACUAUGUUUCCGGCUUGUACGGGCAGUCCGAUUCGGAUUACGCGCCUCCAUUUUCUUUCAAAAACUCUCAAACUCCACCAAAUAUGUCUUCCUACAAUAAAGCUCCUCAAUCCUUUCCUGAAAAUAUGUCAUCCUUCUACACCGCCAGCAGUGGAGACGCAUCUUAUAACAAAUAUGAAAAAUCUCAUCAUAGAAUGCCUUAUGGUCCAUCAGAUGAUUACUCUGACAUGCCUAAACAACUCUAUAACAAUGUACCCGCGGCAGCAUCUACAGAGAGGGACAGCUACUUCGACUACGCUGCCAGCCGCAAUCCAUCAGCUGGACUGUUUCUAGACAAAAAGCUGGACGACUUAUCUCUUCCGAGGAAAUCCCCACCAGCCUUGCCCGUAGUCAAUGAGAUCAAGAAAGUUGGUGGCAUCGUUUGCCGUGACAACGUAGUCAAUAAAGAAGAUUAUGCCGAAGAUGUCAACAGAGAUUUGAUGGAUGAGCCUGGAGCUUGGGUCUCGUUCAAGUACAGAGACGAGGAGCCAAGAUUUGUUAAAGAAUUGGCUGGUGGCAGAGGGACUAAAGUCAACACUACCAAGGAGACAGUUGGGAAACUAGCGAAAGCCGUUGAAGAAAGCUCCUACGCUCACAAUCAAAUGUACGACAGUGUGGGAGCUAGAAAUAAUUGGCGGGAGAUGAAUCAGGAUCAUUCAGCAAAAGUAAAAGAGGCGUCCCGCCACAAGACACCGACGAAGGUGGAGAAGAAAGAAAAAACUGUUUAUCGCCCAGCGGACCAGAUCCCAGAGAGAGCCAUGGGGAAACGUACUCAGCAUCCAAGCAAGCCUCCUGUCGCAACCACCACAUCGGCAACACCGCAGCCUAUUCCCCCAACAAUCUUGGACGGCAAUAACAAUACAAGCCAACCAGAAAGCACUCGCAAUCCAUCAUCUGCCAAGACCCCCAAACGUUCUAGAUCUAGUCAGAAAGUCAGCAAUAUUUCCAAAACUAACUCCAAGAAGGUGGUCAGUCCAGAAGAAACGAAACAAACCUCAACUUCUGUCCUUGUGGAUGAGAUGGUGUUUGUUUCACCAAAGAACGGGGAGAAACAAGCUGCUCAAUCUGUCCAGUUAGCCACUGACCAAGAAUCUGACACCGCUCAGCCAGAGACGAAAUCAAUGGACUGUGCAAUUAUGUAGCUCUGUUUUAUGAUGCUUUUGGAAAUCUAGUAGUAGCCUUCGGUGUCCCCCACUGCCCAUUCAAUGUAGUUGAUGUAUCAUUUAAAAUCGUAUUCAUAGUCAAAUUAAAAAUUAUUUCCCUUUGGCCUGCUUAUUUAAAACAAAAAUAAAAAAAAAACUGGAAUAAUGUCAUCUAGCUUAUUGUUCCUAGCAAUGUAUAGAGUUGAAGAAGUGACAUCUUUCUUUUUUUUUUAGUACCUAGUGUCCACAGUGUCUAUACUGGAAUUCAAAUAAAAGCAUAUUAAAGUU
Messenger RNA from Biomphalaria glabrata, 5011 nucleotides. RefSeq lists its product as uncharacterized. The record is from RefSeq and is a predicted model, not a curated record. NCBI's taxonomy places the organism in Eukaryota, Metazoa, Mollusca, Gastropoda, Planorbidae. The transcript has 5 exons. Bases 275 to 4723 code for a protein of 1482 amino acids.